AUGGCAGAGAGUGCCACUAAUGGCAUCUCCUAUCUCACGGUUCAAAAGGACCCUAUUGCCAAUCCGGCAAUGCAGGGAGAGUGGUCAAAGAAAAAACUGGUAUGGAUACCUCAUGAAACUGAGGGGUUUGUGGCUGGAUCAAUGAAGGAGGAUCGAGGCGAUGAUGUGGUAGUUGAAGUUGUUGAAACUGGGAAGAAAGUAAUAGUUAGUAAAGAUGACGUCCAAAAGAUGAAUCCACCAAAAUUUGAAAAAGUAGAAGAUAUGGCGGAUUUGACAUGCUUAAACGAGGCUUGUGUGCUUCACAAUUUAAAAGAGCGGUAUUUUUCUUCUCUUAUAUAUACAUAUUCGGGACUUUUUUGUGUUGUUGUAAACCCGUACAAGAAGCUUCCCAUUUAUUCUGAAGCAAUAAUAGAGGCAUAUAAAGGGAAAAAACGGAGAGAGAUGCCUCCACAUAUUUUUGCUAUAGCCGAUACAGCAUAUCGGUCUAUGCUUCAAGAGCGAGAGGACCAGUCUAUACUCUGCACUGGUGAAUCUGGCGCUGGCAAAACUGAAAAUACGAAAAAAGUUAUUCAGUAUCUUGCCUAUGUUGCUGGUGCUACUCGUCAGAGUAAAACAUCUUCGCCGAUGAAGGGUGAACUGGAACAUCAGUUACUUCAAGCUAAUCCUAUAUUAGAAGCUUUUGGGAACAGCAAAACUGUGAAAAAUGACAACUCCUCCAGAUUUGGGAAAUUUAUCAGGAUUAAUUUCGACAUGUCGGGUUAUAUUUCCGGAGCCAAUAUCGAGUUUUAUUUGCUUGAGAAGUCCAGGACACUACGUCAGGCUGCGGAAGAGAGAUCAUUCCAUAUUUUUUAUCAAUUUUUGCGUGGCACAACAACUGCUGAAAAAGGAAGCUUCUUGCUGGAAGACGUUGAUAAAUAUCGCUUUCUUAACAAUGGUUAUCUCGCUUUACCAAAUGUGGAUGAUUCUUCUGAAUUCCACAACACCAUACGUUCGAUGAAGAUCAUGGGUUUCCACGAUGAUGAAAUAACCUGUACUGUGUUACGAAUGGUAUCGGCAGUCCUCCUGUUUGGUAACAUGGAAUUCAUGCAAGAAAAGAAGUCUGAUCAAGCUGUUCUUCCUGACGAUAGAGUUGCACAAAAGCUCUGCCAUCUUUUGGGUUUGCCUUUGGUUGAUUUUACAAAGGCGUUCUUAAGACCGCGUAUCAAAGUCGGAAGGGAGUACGUGCACAAGGCUCAGAAUAAGGAGCAAGCUGAGUUUGCUGUUGAGGCAAUUAGCAAGUAUACCAUUCAAAAUCCAUUGCUUUUGGUUUUGGAUGUAGAUUGGUUCCAGGCUUGCUAUGAGAAGAUGUUCCGUUGGUUAGUGGGAAGAUUGAAUAAAUCGUUGGACAGAACACGGCGACAAGGAACUUCAUUCAUUGGCAUCUUAGAUAUUGCUGGGUUUGAAAUUUUCGAGUUGAAUUCUUUUGAACAGCUCUGCAUAAAUUACACUAAUGAAAAGCUUCAACAGUUGUUCAACAACACCAUGUUCGUACUGGAACAAGAAGAGUACCAGAAAGAGGGAAUAGAUUGGGAAUUCAUUGAUUUUGGUCUUGAUCUGCAACCCACUAUAGAUUUAAUUGAGAAGCCUAUGGGUAUCCUUGCGUUAUUGGAUGAACAGUGCCUUUUUCCUAAAGCUACUGAUAAGUCUUUCGUCGAAAAGUUAUUUGUUAAUCAUUCUAAGCAUCCAAAGUUUGUUAUUCCUGAGAUGCGGGCGAAGUCUGAUUUUGCUGUAAUCCACUAUGCAGGUCGCGUCGAUUAUUCAGCCGAUCAAUGGCUCAUGAAAAAUAUGGACCCAUUGAAUGAAAAUGUUGUUGCUUUGUUCCAAAACUCUACAGAUCCCUUUGUCGUCAGCAUAUGGAAAGAUGAGCAGUUAACACGGCUUAUGAUGACACUGAGGAACACCAACCCUCAUUUUGUCAGAUGUAUCAUUCCAAACCAUGAAAAGAAAGCGGGAAAAAUUGCAUCAUUGCUCGUACUAGAACAGUUGAAAUGCAAUGGAGUAUUGGAAGGCAUUAGAAUUUGCCGUCAAGGUUUUCCUAAUAGAGUUCCAUUCCAAGAAUUUCGUCAUCGUUAUGAACUUCUUACUCCCAAUGUGAUUCCUAAAGGAUUUAUGGAUGGAAAGGAAGCAGUGAGGAAGAUGAUUGAAGCGCUUGAAAUGGAAGCUACUUUAUAUCGGCUAGGCCAGUCAAAAAUUUUUUUCCGCGCUGGAGUUUUGGCUCGGCUGGAAGAAGAACGAGACCUCAAGUUAACUGAUCUCAUAAUUUCGUUCCAAGCACAGUGUCGUGCAUUCCUUGCUAGGCGACUUUACCAAAAACGAAUGCAGCAGUCAAACGCAAUACGGGUACUUCAACGGAAUGGUUUAGCGUGGCUGAAACUAAGGAACUGGCAGUGGUGGAGGCUUUUUACGAAGGUUAGUGGUGCCGUUUUUUUGACUGAGAACAGUUCAGGAUAUGUUUGCAGAUUAUUUUUUUGUUAAGU
Messenger RNA from Enterobius vermicularis (human pinworm), 2516 nucleotides. NCBI's taxonomy places the organism in Eukaryota, Metazoa, Nematoda, Chromadorea, Rhabditida, Oxyuridae. The record is from the annotation of a GenBank genome assembly.